UUUUGACGGUUCGGUUUGCGGAAGUCUUGUGUUUAAUUAUUUAUGUGUAGAAAAAAAAAUUAUUUUAAAACGAUAAAAACGUAUUGAAAAAAUUAAUAGUAAUUUGUGUUUAAUAAUUUAAUUUCAAUAUGGAAUUAAAUCAUGUGAUAACGGAUAAUGGCGGUGAUCCUAACCAAUUUCAGAAACAACCUGUGGAAACAGUAACCAGUCCACAACCCCACACAAAAGAAAGAUCCAAACCGAACUUAUUAUACGCAAUAAAUGAUAAUCCACCAUGGUAUCUCAGCAUAUUUCUAGCACUACAGCACUAUUUAACAAUGAUUGGAGCCAUUGUUUCAAUACCUUUCAUAUUAACACCAGCGCUGUGCAUGUCCGAUGAGGAUCCAAAUCGUGGUGUUAUUAUCUCCACAAUGAUAUUCGUUACCGGUAUAGUUACAUAUAUACAAGCAACAUGGGGUGUACGUCUGCCUAUAGUGCAAGGUGGCACUAUUUCAUUUUUGGUGCCAACGUUAGCUAUACUGGCAUUACCGCAAUGGAAAUGCCCACCAGAGAAUGAAUUUAAUGCAAUGGAUGAGGGUGAACGUAAUGAACUUUGGCAAAUACGUAUGCGCGAAUUAUCGGGUGCUAUAGCUGUAUCAGCUAUGGUGCAAGUUAUAUUGGGUUAUACGGGUCUUGUUGGAAAAAUAUUACGGUUUGUUACACCGUUAACAAUUGUACCAACAGUUUCUUUAGUAGGAUUAACAUUAUUCGAACAUGCAGCUGAAACGGCGUCCAAGCAUUGGGGAAUUGCUGUGGGUACAACAGCUAUGUUGACUUUAUUUUCGCAAGUAAUGGCAAAUGUUACAGUACCGUUUCCGGUUUAUAGAAAGGGACAUGGUAUUGAAAUACGAAAAUUUUUACUCUUCCGCCUAUUUCCGGUGUUAUUAACAAUUGGUAUUAUGUGGGGACUUUGUGGCAUUUUAACGCUUACAAAUGUCUUUGAAGAGGGGCACCCCUCACGUACUGAUGUUCGUUUAAAAGUAUUAACGAACGCAAAAUGGUUCUAUGUACCUUAUCCCGGUCAAUUUGGUUUACCUUCAGUUACUUUAUCUGGAGUUUUGGGUAUGUUAGCUGGCGUUUUGGCAUGUACAGUUGAGUCUAUCAGUUAUUAUCCAACCGUGUCACAAAUGGCGGGUGCCCAAUCACCACCAUUGCAUGCUAUAAACCGUGGAAUUGGCACAGAAGGCUUGGGUACUGUGUUGGCAGGUCUUUGGGGCGCUGGUAAUGGUACUAAUACUUUCGGCGAGAACGUUGGAGCAAUAGGUGUAACUAAGGUUGGCUCACGUCGUGUUAUACAAUGGGCUGCCCUCAUUAUGUUACUGCAAGGUGUUAUAGGAAAGCUCGGUGCUAUAUUCAUUAUGAUACCGGACUCUGUUGUGGGUGGCAUAUUUUGUGUUAUGUUUGGUAUGAUUGUGGCUUUUGGAUUGUCGACAUUACAAUAUGUUGAUUUGCGUUCAGCGCGUAAUUUAUACAUUUUGGGUUUAUCUAUGUUUUUCCCCAUGGUGUUGUGCAGGUGGAUGCAACAGCAUCCUGGUGCUAUAAAAACUGGAAAUGACACUUUGGAUUCAACUUUAUCUGUAUUAUUAGGUACAACUAUAUUAGUUGGUGGCUUAUUAGGUUGUUUUCUCGAUAAUAUUAUACCAGGUACUGCCGAAGAAAGGGGUCUUAUUGAGUGGGCGAAUGAAAUGCCUUUGGGUGAUGAUAAUAUUAAUGAUGGUACUGCUACCGAUUUCGAUUUUCCAGCGGGUAUGGAAACUCUGAGAAAUUGGAAAUGGACUUACUAUGUACCAUUUCUACCUACAUAUAAGUUGCAGAAACAAAGUUAGCUUUAGAAAUACUUUUCCUAAAUGAUAUAGAAACAAUUUAUUUUUAUUUUUAUGCAUAUGUUAUUAGUAUUUUUAAUAAAAUUUAAGAAAGAAACUCUCACCAAUAUUCUCGAUCGUCAACUGACAUUUUGUAGAUGGUCCAUAUGCUCCAUCAAUUUUAUAACAUACCACAUCUAUAAUUAAAAUGCGGGUGUUAAAGACUCGUAUCUUUCGUAUAUUGUCAGCAGAAUAGUAUAAAGGGACAUACAAUACCCAAAGGGCAGAGGUGGCUUAAAAACUAAUUCAAAGCUCAUACAAAAAGAUUUAAAUAAUCAAUAUCCACUGUACUUCCAAAUAUGACGUCUCAGUGGACAAACUACAAGCUAUAUAUUUAAACAUAUUAAAUUUGAUUUAAUGAUAAUUUUUAACCGUCUCGGCAGAUUAUCGAUUGGGAACCACUGAUCUAGAAUGUAAAUCUUAUAGAAUAUGAAAUGGAUGUCACUGAAUAACUGUUCGUGGGUUCAAAGUAUGAUGAAUGAACUGAAUAAUGAAGUUGUUGUUGUUUCAUGAUGAACUUAUUUUUUUUUUUGUA
Teleopsis dalmanni is the source of this 2436-nucleotide messenger RNA. Its product is annotated as solute carrier family 23 member 1. Gene Ontology annotation, molecular function: transmembrane transporter activity. Lineage: Eukaryota; Metazoa; Arthropoda; Insecta; Diptera; Diopsidae. The record is from RefSeq and is a predicted model, not a curated record. The transcript is spliced from 8 exons. Gene Ontology annotation, biological process: transmembrane transport. Gene Ontology annotation, cellular component: membrane. The coding region runs from base 129 to 1865 and encodes 578 amino acids.